This is a messenger RNA of Varanus komodoensis (Komodo dragon), 1863 nucleotides long. RefSeq names its product enoyl-CoA hydratase, short chain 1 (gene ECHS1). Gene Ontology annotation, biological process: fatty acid beta-oxidation. Gene Ontology annotation, cellular component: mitochondrion. The transcript has a single exon. The coding region runs from base 50 to 922 and encodes 290 amino acids. Gene Ontology annotation, molecular function: enoyl-CoA hydratase activity. The record is from RefSeq and is a predicted model, not a curated record. NCBI's taxonomy places the organism in Eukaryota, Metazoa, Chordata, Lepidosauria, Squamata, Varanidae.
GGAGCCACGGAGCCUGCAGCCACGGGCUCCGCCUCCCGCGUUCGCCAGCAUGGCUGUUGCCUUCCUCCUUCGCCGUCUGAGCCUCUUGCCCGCCGCCGCCGCCCCCUCGCUGGCGCCGCGUCGGUUUCUGGCCGGGGCCGCUCAGUUCCAGUACAUCUUGGUGGACAAGAAAGGGGCGAAGCAGAAUGUGGCCGUGAUCCAGCUGAACCGGCCCAAGGCCUUGAACGCGCUGUGCGACGGGCUGAUGGACGAGAUGAACCAGGCCCUGGACGCCCUGGAGCGCGACCCGGCCGUGGGGGCGAUCGUCAUCACCGGCAGCGAGAAGGCCUUCGCCGCCGGAGCGGAUAUCAAGGAGAUGCAGGGCAGGACCUUCCAGGAGUGCUACGGGGGCAGCUUCCUGGCGCACUGGAACCGGGUGGCCAGCGUCAGGAAGCCCGUCAUAGCCGCGGUCAAUGGCUUUGCCCUUGGCGGCGGCUGCGAGCUUGCCAUGAUGUGCGACAUCAUCUAUGCCGGGGAGAAGGCCCAGUUUGGGCAGCCCGAGAUCCUCCUGGGCACCAUUCCCGGCGCUGGCGGGACCCAGAGGCUGACCAGGGCUGUGGGCAAGUCGCUGGCCAUGGAAAUGGUCCUCACUGGCGAACGGAUCUCGGCCCAGGAAGCUAAGCUGGCGGGCCUCGUCAGCAAAGUCUGCCCUGUGGAGAAGCUCCUCGAGGAAGCCAUCAGCUGCGGAGAAAAGAUCGCCAAGAAUUCCAAGCUGGUGACAGCCAUGGCCAAGGAGGCGGUGAACGCUGCCUUUGAGACAACCUUAACGGAGGGGAAUAAAGUGGAGAAGAGGCUGUUCUAUGCCACCUUUGCAACAGACGACCGGAAGGAAGGGAUGAGUGCCUUUGUGGAGAAGAGAGAGGCAAAUUUUAAGGACCACUGAUUCACUCUGCCGAAGCCACUGAUUCAUGGCGAUGUGUGGUGGCCUAACUUUUGGCCGUGUGAAGAGAUACUGCCUGUGUUCAUCCAGUUUGCAUCGCACUGUCACAAGAGGCCUUUAACUGCAAGCUCCACAUGCUAAAGCAGGAGUGAGAAGAAAGUCAAUCUCUGCUUUGUUUUGGGGUUUCGGUUCCCAGCACUCCUCCUGAUCAUUGAUCAUCCUGGCAGUGGCUUCUGGGAGUUCCAGUCCAAAACAUCUGGAGAUCUAUUUUCUGCCCUCCCCAGCUCUGCUUACUAGGAAACUGGUGUGUUUCCUGAGUAUGGGAGAUUUAUGCUAAUUAUCCAUUUCUUUUGUAAGAAAAUCAUUGGAUGCAAUUAAUUUCUCCAGUUUCCAUUUAAAAAGCAAAAUGGGGAAUGCCUCUGAAAAUGGCUUGGAUUGUGUAGCUGUUGUAUCCAUUUGCUUGGCUGUAGUAUAUGACUGAGUUAUACUGCAGUGUCAGAUGUUGGGAAUGUUACACACAUGCACGCACAUGGCUUUAAGCCUCUUCCUACGAUCAGAUUGCACAUUCUACCUCUAAAUUGGGGUGAGUGGAAGAAGGUUAAUGCUGCCUUCCUUCCGGGCUAUUGAUUUCUGAGUGAUCUGGCAGAGAUUUGCCAAGCAUGGUUGUCCUUUGGUUUUAUCUGUUGCAGUCAUGUACCAGUUGCCAUCUUCAGAGUCCUGCUGCUCUGGUCGUGUGUCUGAGCAUUGCAGGCACACAAGCUCACAGGACAUGGCUUGAAUGUUCAUGGAACCCCUAAGCCGUAGUCAGAAAUGCAGUGGUUAGUGGAAGGCGUAUAAGUAUGUUGGUGGGAGUGCUUCUUCAGUCAAUAAAAAAGUAGAAAAUCUCUUGCAUUUCUUUUAACUUGUAAUAAUGAAUUUCUUUAAUAAAAUUAAAUCCUAUAAAA